CAACAAACAGUUGUUUCAGUGAUCAGUGAUUUGAUGCCCAAAACAAUUGAACACUUAUUUUGUUUUGAUUGUCAAACGAAAUGACAUUUUGUGUUGAUUUGUAUUGACAUCUAUUUGGUUGUCGAUUGAAUGGAUCCGUCGGUGAUGUCGUGUCAACGUAUGGUGUCUUCUAAGACAUACGAUUAUGUCCUUAAAUUCCUAUUAGUCGGCGAUUCAGACGUCGGAAAGGAUGAGAUACUCAACAACUUAGACGAAGACAACACUCCAGACGAGCCCUCCUUCGGUCGGUGUCCGGGAGUCGGCUAUAAGACCACAAAUAUACUGCUCGACGGCAAACGGAUCCGACUCCAGGUGUGGGACACUUCAGGUCAGGGAAGGUUUGAGACAAUCUUCAGGUCAUACUCGAGGGGCGCUCAGGGAGUGAUUCUGGUCUACGAUAUCACCAAUAAGUGGUCAUUCGCUGGUCUCAACCGAUGGCUCAAUCAGAUCGAAGAGCACAUCCCAGGAGUGCCUAAAAUACUGGUCGGAAAUCGACUUCAUUUGGCGUUUAGACGACAAGUGAGUGAAUAUACGGCCGAAACAUAUGCUCACAAACACUGCAUGACAUUCUUCGAAGUCAGUCCUCUCUGUAAUUACAACAUCAGAGAGUCUUGCGCUGAGUUGUCUCGAAUGGCAUUACAACGCAAUGGUAUGGAAAACCUGAUGAGAAUGAAUACGGUUCUGUCACUGCAAGAGCUGUGUUGUCGAGCGAUAGUCGCGCGGACAACAGUGUAUAGCAUAGAGCGUCUACCGCUUCCCAAAACACUUAAAUCAUGUCUCAUAUCGUUUUCAUCGCUUCCAAACUACACCAUGUCUUGGAGGCCAUCGCGACAACAGUACAGAUCACCGAAAGAAAAGAAGACAAUUGCAAAGAAAGCCAAAGCAUUCUUCUCUUGUGAUAAUCUAACAAAAGCCAUGUCUUCGACAUCCAUUGCUUACAAUACCAACUCUGCCACCAAUCCAGCCAUCGCUGGCCACAGAAGAAGUCAUAACAAUGAACACAAAAACAGGUUCUGUACUGUUUCCUAGUCUCAAAUCACAGCAACAUUUGUCUCAAAAAUCUACUCAUUUUUAUCGACAAAAAAAUAUACAUUUUAUUAUUAUAUUUAAAACUCAUUUUUAUUUACGAAUAAAUCAUUUGCUUUUUA
Medioppia subpectinata is the source of this 1187-nucleotide messenger RNA. The record is from the annotation of a GenBank genome assembly. NCBI's taxonomy places the organism in Eukaryota, Metazoa, Arthropoda, Arachnida, Sarcoptiformes, Oppiidae.